Humulus lupulus (European hop) is the source of this 1433-nucleotide messenger RNA. Its product is annotated as GDSL esterase/lipase At5g14450-like. The transcript has 5 exons. Bases 42 to 1241 code for a protein of 399 amino acids. NCBI's taxonomy places the organism in Eukaryota, Viridiplantae, Streptophyta, Magnoliopsida, Rosales, Cannabaceae. Gene Ontology annotation, molecular function: hydrolase activity, acting on ester bonds. The record is from RefSeq and is a predicted model, not a curated record.
CUUAAAAUGGACAAGAGGGUUUAGCCUCUGUGACGAGUGAGAUGAGCCAGACAAGUUUGGCAACAGUAAAAAUGGGAUUUUGGAGGAAAAUCCUUGGUGGGGUUUUGGUUUUAUGCGUUUUGGGAGUGGGAGGAGAAGAAGAAGCAGCAGCAGCAGCAGCAGCAGCCUCACCUUCUUGUUCCUUUCCGGCGGUGUACAACUUUGGCGACUCAAACUCCGACACCGGUGGCAUUUCAGCUGCUUUUGAACCGAUUCCGGCGCCGUACGGCGAAGGCUUCUUUCACAAACCAUCGGGAAGAGACUGUGAUGGCCGUCUUAUUGUAGAUUUUAUAGCUGAGCGCGUAGGAUUGCCAUACUUGAGUGCUUACUUAAACUCAUUGGGAACAAAUUAUCGUCAUGGAGCCAACUUUGCCACCGGAGGAUCCACCAUUAGAAGGCCUAAUGAAACCAUUUACGAGAAUGGGAUUAGCCCAUUUUCGCUUGAUAUGCAGGUUGUGCAGUUCAAGCAGUUCAAAGCCCGAACCAAGGAGCUUUAUGAACAAGCAGCCAAAACACCCUCCGAAAGGAGCAAAUUACCAAACCCAGAUGAGUUCUCUAAGGCACUUUACACAUUUGAUAUUGGGCAGAAUGAUCUUUCUGUUGGGUUUCGAAAACUGAGUUCAGACCAACUUCUGGCGGCUCUACCGGAUAUCGUCAACCAGUUAGCCAAGGCAGUCCAAAAUAUAUAUCAAGGAGGAGGGAGGUCAUUUUGGAUUCACAACACCGGUCCAAUUGGGUGCUUACCAAUCAACUUUUUCUACAAUCUAAAUCCACCACCUGAUUAUCUUGACCAAUAUGGCUGUGUCAAGACCCAAAACAUAAUGGCUGUGGAGUUCAACAAGAAGCUUAAGGAAAGAGUAAUCAAGCUAAGAGCAGAGCUCCCUGAGGCUGCCAUAACAUAUGUAGAUGUCUAUGCUGCUAAGACAGGAAUGAUUGGCAAUGCAAAAGCUCAAGGAUUUACUGAUCCACUAAAGGUGUGCUGUGGUUAUCAUGUCAAAUACGACCACGUCUGGUGUGGGACGAAGGCACUGGUGAAUGGAAGUGCAGUGUUUGGUGCUGCUUGUGAAAACCCUUCUACUUCUAUCAGCUGGGAUGGUGUGCACUACUCUCAGGCUGCGAAUCAGUGGGUUGCUAAUCGCAUACUCAAUGGUUCGUUAACUGAUCCACCAAUUCCAAUCACUCAAGCAUGUAAGAGACAUUAGAAUUAGCAAUAUCGGCACCAUGUAUUAGAUUGAGCUAUGAAAGAAACUCCUAGAAAAUAUUACAUGUUUCAAAAAUAUGUAUCAGUAAUGUAAUCGGCAAAUCUCUACUGGAUCAAAACCAGAAUUUUGAUUCAGUUUACUACAUUUUAGACCAUGAGAGGACCUGAUUUGUUCGAGAUUACUCUUUGCUUA